CGCGCGCGCGGUCCCGAGCGUUGCCAGCCCCGGCCCGGCAGCGGCGGGCUGCCUUCCCUCCUCCUCCUCCUCCUACUCUUCCUCCUCCUCCUCUCCCUUCUCCCCUCACGGCGCUCUCCCGCUCAGCACCGCCCGCUCGCGGCCCCGUUCAGCGCUGCCUCCCGUCUCCCUCCGCUCCGGAGGACGCGGGGCUCCGCCGGCCGCGAUUCGGGGAUGAGGCGGCGAUAGCGGCAAGAUGGUGGAUGUUGACGUUGGUGCGGGUGGAGAGAGCGGCAGAAGGAAGAUGGAUGCCUUGGGUGAUAGCGCGGUGGAGAUCGUCCCUUUGGAGCUGUAUGAUUCAGCCAGAGCGAAAAUAGCCGCUAAUCUACAAUGGAUCUGCGCUAAAGCCUAUGGAAUAGAUAACGUCCCCGAGGAGCUGAAGGACCCGUUCUACAUAGACCAGUAUGAGCAGGAGCACAUCAAGCCUCCCGUCAUCAAGCUGCUGCUGUCCAGUGAGCUGUACUGCCGCGUCUGCAGCCUGAUCCUCAAGGGCGACCAGGUGGCAGCGCUGCAGGGCCACCAGUCGGUGAUCCAGGCGCUGUCUCGAAAGGGGAUUUACGUCAUGGAGGGCGAUGACACACCUGUGUCUGAAUCCGAUCUGGGCUGCGCACCGAUCAAAAUGAGCUCUCACAUGGCCAUGAUUGACGCCCUUAUGAUGGCCUACACUGUAGAAAUGAUCAGCAUUGAAAAGGUGGUCGCUAGCGUCAAGCGUUUCUCUACAUUCAGUGCCUCAAAAGAACUGCCCUAUGAUCUGGAGGAUGCAAUGGUUUUCUGGAUUAACAAGGUGAACCUUAAAAUGAGAGAGAUAACAGAGAAGGAGAUCAAAUUAAAACAGCAGUUAAUGGAAAGUCCAGGGCAUCAGAAGUCUCCUUCCAAAUGGUAUUGGAAAUUAGUACCUGUGCGUUACCGAAGAGACCAUCUGUCAAGCAGGCAAUUACCUUACUUUCCUUUGCUGGAGGACUUGAUGAAGGAUGGUAGUGAUGGUGCUGCUCUGUUAGCUGUGAUACACUAUUAUUGUCCAGAGCAAAUGAAGCUAGAUGAUAUUUGUUUGAAGGAGGUGACAUCAAUCGCUGACAGCCUUUAUAAUAUUCAACUCUUGAGAGAAUUCUCAAAUGAAUAUCUAAACAAAUGCUUUUAUCUCACACUGGAGGACAUGUUGUAUGCUCCUUUAGUUUUAAAGCCUAACGUCAUGGUAUUCAUUGCGGAACUCUUCUGGUGGUUUGAGAACGUCAAACCAGACUUUGUGCAACCAAGAGAUGUUCAGGAAAUAAAAGAUGUUAAAACAGUGUUGCAGCAGAAGAGCAGCCGCCCACCCGUUCCCAUCUCCAAUGCAACUAAGAGGAGUUUCAUGGCCAGUCCUGCUUGUACCAAUCCAGCAGACAUGCAGCCCUCAGCUCAGGCAGGCUCUGAAGCUUGCAGUAGGUACUACCUGCACCCUGAAGAACCUGACUACCUUGGCAAAGGAGGAAGCCCUGCCUUUAGCCCUUCCCAUCCACUGCUCCCUUUGAGACAGAAACAGCAAAAAUCUUUACAGGGUGAAGAGAGCCCUGGUCAUCGACAUCGUUCUAAUUCUCUGACCCGUGUUGAUGGGCAGCCACGAGGUUCAGUUCUUGCAUGGCCAGAGAAGAAACCCAGGCCUCUGUCUCAGCCAACACCAUUUGCUCUUCAUCAUUCUGCCAGUACUGAUGUGGACCCUGGGUCUGGUGAUAGCAUUAGUCUGGCUAGAUCAAUCAGCAAAGACAGUCUUGCUUCAAACAUCGUUAACGUAACUCCAAAAAACCAGCCCCAUCCUCCAUCAUUGAAAACUAAUGGGAAGAGCUUGCUGAACAAUGUUGAAAUUGAGGAUGAAGAUGAAGAGCUUAUUGCAAUAAUCAGAUCUGAAGAAAGGCCAAACCGUGGUGACGUGGAAUUGCAGAAUGCAGCAGCCAGAGUACCCAGCAGAGCUGCAACUGCGUGGUCUCCAAAAAUAAACAGCGAGUCUUCAGAAAGCAAACCAGACAGUUUCUACUUGGAGCCUUUAAUGCCUGCAGUUCUAAAGCCAGCAAAGGAGAAACAAAUAAUAAAUAAAGAGGAUGAGUGUGGGGAGGGGAAGCAAAGGAGUUUUAUAACAAAGAGAUUAAAUGAGGGACACUUGCCUUUGAUUCGCAAGAAAACAAGUAGUGGUCAUGGCGACCAUGAUCUCAGUAGGACUUUUACUCCAAUUUCUAGUUCUGAUUUCACUCCAGUUACUGAGUCUGGUGCUGCAGACACAGUAGCCCUGGCGGAGGCAGGGUUGGAAGCCUCCAGACCGUUAGCUAGUAGCAGUUUAGAUCCUUCUGCUCAGGAUCAACCCACUGGAGGAUUUUUUCUUCACGCUGCUAAAUCUGAUGAUGACAUAGCUAGUAAAGUCAAUGUAAGUUAUGUAAAGAGUCUCAAUUUACAUGUUCCGGAUACUACGUGGACUAUGGUGAGACAGGACUCUGAUUCUGAUCUCUUAGACAUAGAGGACGCUGAACAGGACCUGGGAGUCUUAGACGACCAUCCUAUAGUUGCUAAAUACAUAGGUGAGGAAGAAUCUGCAAAGCUGCAAGAAGACAUGAAGGUAAAAGAACACGAAGAUAAAGAUGAUGCAAGCGGGCGCUCCAGCCCGUGUCUGAGUACCAUCUCCCAAGUGAGCAGUGUGUCCAUGGCCAGUGGCAGUGUCCGCAUGACCAGUUUUGCAGAACGAAAGCUUCAGAGGCUUAACAGCUAUGAAACUAAGUCCAGCACAAGUAGUUCACAAAAGACCACGCCAGAUGGAUCAGAAAGCUGCCCAGCUCCGCUGACCACGUGGAAACAGAAGAGAGAGCAAAGCCCCAACAGACCAAACAAAGAUAAUGUUAAUCUUCUAGCUUCUGAAUUGGUGCAGCUUCAUAUGCAGUUGGAAGAGAAACGAAGAGCAAUAGAAGCUCAGAAGAAGAAGAUGGAAGCCUUAUCAGCAAGGCAGCGACUAAAAUUGGGCAAGGCAGCUUUCUUGCAUGUUGUUAAGAAAGGGAAAUCUCCCGAUGUUCCACAACCACUUAAACCAGAACAUUUUCCAAAAGAAUACCCUCGGCAGAAUGGUGAAGACUUAGAUGAAGUUUCUUUGGGUUCUAAGUCUGAAGAGUAUUUUGUGAAGGAGGAGGAAAGAGAAGACGUGCUUAACGAUUCUCAAGAGGUAACAAAAGUAAAAAUGCAAGAAAGCAUAGCUUUUGAGCAACACAAACCAAAAGACUCUGCUGCUAUACAUGAAUUGGAAAAAAGUAAAAUUAUUUCUGCUGCCCUUCUGGAAGACAGCGUUACAGAAGUAGAUAUUAAUGAAUGUGAUCUUUCUAUUGAAAAGCUCAAUGAGACAAUCAGCACACUUCAGCAGGCUAUAUUAAAGAUUUCUCAGCAACAGGAACUGCUUAUGAAAUCUCCAUCAGUGCCGUCACCAGGAACCAGAAGUAACUCUCAGGACCAAAAGGUAAAACCAUCAAUCCAUUUUGUUGAGCCCCUGUCACCAACUGGAAUGAACAGUCUUCGUAAACCGCCUCGCUUCGGUCAGGGCAGGAGUCCUCGAUCAGGAAGACCAGCUGAUUUGAAAGUCCCUAAAGACAGACAGCAGAACUCAGCACGUGUUAAAACCCCAACACAAAGUCUCGAAACCUUGCCGCAUUUAAGACCAUUUCCAUCCAAUAGCUUGUUGAAGACGCCGACAGAAAUAGGCUCUGAAAUUAGUCCUGAUCUGGGAAGUGGGUCUCAAGAAAAGUGUUUCUUUGAUACCUACAGACUUCAUGAUGAGAGUAAUCAGCGGGCACUUGUUCUCUCCACCUCUAAAGAUGCAAAUAUCAUUUCUGAGAUGAGCAAAGAGGUGAAUAACAGCUUCAAAGAAACAGGGUUGAAUUCUUCUGAUGGCUCAGGAAAAGAAAAUGUCCCUGUGGAUGAGCCACUGAGGAGCAAGGCUAAUCUCAUUGAAGUAGAUUUGUCUGACUUAAAAGCUCCAGAUGAAGGAGAACUUGAGAACCAGGAUAGCUCUGCAGAUAUAAUUAGCGACGGUGACCAGAAGUCUGGUGUGGGAUUUUUCUUCAAGGAUGAACAGAAAGCAGAAGAUGAGUUGGCGAAGAAACGUGCGGCGUUCCUUCUAAAACAGCAGCGCAAAGCUGAGGAGGCUCGGCUUCGGAAACAGCAGCUGGAGGCUGAAGUAGAGCAAAAAAGAGAUGAAGCUCGUCGCAAAGCUGAGGAGGACAGGAUACGCAAAGAAGAGGAGAAGGCUCGUAGGGAACUUAUCAAGCAAGAGUAUCUAAGGAAAAAACAGCAACAAAUCUUGGAGGAGCAAGGGCUUGGAAAGCCCAAAUCAAAGCCCAAGAAGCCCAGGCCCAAGUCAGUCCAUCGUGAGGAAUCUUACAGUGAUUCAGGGACAAAGUGUUCUUCGACUCCUGACAAUUUGAGCAGCGCCCAGUCUGGUUCCAGUCUUUCUUUGGCCUCAGCAGCAACAACAGAACCUGAGAGCGUACACUCUGGUGGCACGCCGUCUCAGAGAGUUGAAUCUAUGGAGUCGUUACCAAUAUUGAGCAGAAAUCCUAGCAGAAACACAGAAAGAGACUGGGAGAAUGCUUCAACUGCAUCUUCUAUUGCUUCAGUGGCAGAAUACACAGGUCCAAAAUUAUUUAAGGAACCCAGCAGCAAAUCAAACAAACCUAUCAUUCACAAUGCUAUAUCUCACUGCUGUCUUGCUGGAAAAGUGAAUGAACCACAUAAGAAUUCAAUAUUAGAGGAGCUUGAAAAAUGUGAUGCCAACCACUACAUCAUUUUGUUCCGUGAUGCUGGCUGCCAGUUCAGAGCACUUUACUGCUACUACCCAGAUACUGAAGAAAUCUACAAGCUGACUGGAACGGGGCCAAAGAGCAUCACCAAGAAAAUGAUUGACAAACUUUACAAAUACAGUUCAGACAGAAAACAGUUCAAUGUGAUUCCAGCCAAAACCAUGUCUGUUAGUGUGGAUGCUCUUACCAUCCACAACCACUUGUGGCAAGCCAAGCGACCUGCAGUGCCAAAGAAGACUCAGACUCGUAAAUGACACUGAGCUCCUGGGGAGGAGAUUGCUGGAUGGGAUUGCAUCAAAUGAAGACAUGUUUACUGUUUUCCUCUGGUUUGGUAUGAAAUGUGCAGAACCAUAAACAUUUUUUAAGAAGUUUCUAAACAGAAACCGUGGAUGCAAGUAAUUAAGAAUGAAGGAACAUUAUCAGUGUUUUUUAUGAAUGAGAAAUCUGCUGUUACACCCAAUGCUAACUACUGUGGCUUUCAACUGAUGAGGGACUGUGCAUGUAGCAAGAUCUUUAACAAGUGGGUUUCCUUUUACUUGAAGCUUUCCAUCGGUACAAAUUGGGAAUUACUUGGUUUUGUUUCCGCCUCAUUGCCGCCUCCUUCCUGUCGUUCUUAAAGCUGGCAAGCUCUGAACUUCAGCAGAAGAUGGAACAGAUCUCGGGUGAAGUGCUUUGGGUUUGGUUUGGUUUUUUAAAGCAGUCUUUAGGGAAAUCUUCCUUUCAGACUUUUUUGAGGCACUGUUUGAUAUAUCCAAUAGCUGCUCUGUAUCUACUGCCAACGCGAGCCCAGCUCUCAGACCUCUGAAAAAGAGCCCCAACCUGUGCUGCUCAGAACAGAGUUCUUGCAGUGUCUGUUUGGAAUAAGCAUUGCAAAAGCCAGUCUUUUUUAAAAACAAACAAAAAGCGACUAAAAGUUGUUCACAAAUGGAAAGAUCUGUGGAAUACAAUCAUGAAGAGGCAUACAGGUGCUGCUGGCUGGAAUGUGCCUGCUUGAAACUUGAGGCAAGCAAGCUGAACGGAGCACAGUUGUUAUCAGUUUCAGGUAGUGUCCUAAGGAUUUGUUUGCUUUAAUAAAGAUGGAUUCUGGUAGGUAUAGAACAUGUCCACUCUGAGCACGCUACUCUGUACGAUGGUGCACUUAAGGAUCACAAAUUUUAAUGUUUUUAUUAUAUCAUGAAAUGUAAUUCUACUUUCUCUGUCCUGUCUUUCUUCUGAAUGAGCAGCAUGCUCGAAAAUGAAGAGUGUGUACGUUUUUUUUAUUUUGGGUGAUAUAUUAAUAUAUAUUGAUUUGUUUUUCUCAUUUAAGAGCGAUUUUUAAACAGAGAUGUUUGCAUUUGUUUCAAAAGCCCAAAAAAGUCGAAUGGCUUGGAUUUCUUUUCAUGUUGAAAUAUUAAAUCUUGAGUCAUGACCUUAAAAAUCCUCGUGUUUCAGCAGGUUACGUUUGUCUCUGUGGUGACAGGGUGUAUUUGCAGUUCCGUUCCAGUUCUUAAGGUGCUCCCAUGUCUGCUCAGGCUGCACCUCCCAGUAGGUUUCUGUGGCUCCUACACGACUCAGCCUGCUGGGCAGCCCCUGCUCCAUCUGGGUGACUGCCUGCGGGGCGCCUCGCUUUCUAACUUUGGUUUGCACAUGUUUACUUUUCUUUGGAGUGUUACUUGAAAACAUCCCUUGUGAGUGCUGGAGGCACCGCACCAACCUAGAGAUGAACUGAGCUCUGCAAUAGAAUGCAGUGUAAUUAGUCAACGUUGAGAGUAAUGGAAGUCACGACAAGUUAUGUACAUCAGGGGAAAGUAGGGUACGUAAUGAAGAGCUAACUAGGUAGAGUGGAGUGAGGGUCUUCCAUGGUGAUCUCUCCAUCUUUUUGUCCCCUUCCAGUACUUCUUGAUAGGCUGCUGCAACUUUGUAAAUGAUGUUAGAUAGUUUGCUGCUUGUAAAUAAUUAAAGGCUUUAUGGUUUCUAAAGUGCUAAGUAUUAAACACCGUCAUGAGUGUAACUUUUGUUACCAUGCUUUUCAUGCUUGUGCUUUAUUUCUCACUGUUUGAUAUUAUAUACCAUAUUUAUUUUAUGAAAGCACUGAAAUUUAAUAAAAAUCAUUAACUGA
Molecule: messenger RNA, 6939 nt
Organism: Tympanuchus pallidicinctus (lesser prairie-chicken)
Lineage: Eukaryota; Metazoa; Chordata; Aves; Galliformes; Phasianidae
Gene: CAMSAP1
Product: calmodulin regulated spectrin associated protein 1
Exons: 19
Coding region: 236-5095 (1619 amino acids)
Biological process (GO): cytoplasmic microtubule organization; neuron projection development; negative regulation of microtubule depolymerization
Cellular component (GO): microtubule minus-end
Molecular function (GO): microtubule minus-end binding; calmodulin binding; spectrin binding
Source: RefSeq, a predicted model, not a curated record